AUGUCAUGUUUCUGCGGCAGCAAGACAAAGAAAGUGCGGCCACCGCCAUCUACGCCACCGCCUGAGCCACCGGUAACACCACCACCACCAUCUACGCCGCCGCCUGAGCCACCGGUAACACCACCACCUGAGCCACCGGUAACACCACCACCUGAGCCACCGGUAACACCACCACCACCAUCUACGCCACCGCCUGAGCCACCGGUAACACCACCACCACCAUCUACGCCGCCGUUUUCACCUCAGAGGGGGACGAGUGCACCGUAUUGGAAUGCACCGGCGCCACCAUCGCCGCCGCCAUCGCAUUUCUAUCCGAUUGACGGCCACUCCUGCGAAGAUGAUCCCAACGCCUGCAUUAUUCAGUAG
Messenger RNA from Salvia hispanica, 366 nucleotides. NCBI's taxonomy places the organism in Eukaryota, Viridiplantae, Streptophyta, Magnoliopsida, Lamiales, Lamiaceae. The record is from RefSeq and is a predicted model, not a curated record.